Molecule: messenger RNA, 4665 nt
Organism: Dunckerocampus dactyliophorus (ringed pipefish)
Lineage: Eukaryota; Metazoa; Chordata; Actinopteri; Syngnathiformes; Syngnathidae
Gene: fam185a
Product: family with sequence similarity 185 member A
Exons: 8
Coding region: 216-1364 (382 amino acids)
Source: RefSeq, a predicted model, not a curated record
UCAGUAAGAUAUGUAAAACGAAUUAUUUCCACUAUUAAGACUAGAUAGCUACAUGAAACAUAGCUAUCUAUGUGAAAAUCAGUAGUCAGAGGGCAUAAACUACAACCGGAAGUUACCUAUAAGCGAUCAUUUCAUAACAGUAAGUACAACAAUGGCCGCCUCACAAGACUACACGCACCUGUUAUAACAUUAGCUUGUGCUGGAAAGUUACUGUCAUGUUCUGGAGUUUGGCAGCUCAGCGAGGCGGCGUUGGACUUGUCCGCUCCUUGUGUCGAACUGCUAGCCUAAUUAGGCGCUGUCCUCAGCGACGGCAGUCUUUCUUCACCUCUUCUAAGUUAGCCCAAAAAGAUGGCGAAUUGAGCCGGACACUGAGGGAGUGGAGUCUGGUAGUGAGCCCCUUUAGUACGGUACGAGCACGGCUCGGCUGUAGUAUCUCUGUCCAGCCUCUGGACCCACAUGCCUUUCCUGAAGCUGACCGAGCCUUCGUCACUGUCCAUAGUGGAGCUUCUACAAAUUGCGAGGAGAAGGAUGUUGAUGACUUCCACGUCCAGUAUGAUGAGCACGGCAAGGAGCUGCUCGUCUUGGCAGAGAGGGAUGACAGCAGCUUGUCGGUUUACAUAUCUGCACCUAUUAAGAGUAAUGUCGUCAUUAGUACCCACGGAAAAGGUAAUAUCGAAGUGAAGAAUAUGGAGUGUGACAUCUGCAAGGUGCACACAGAGAGAGGCAACUGUAUACUGCACUCAGUCAAGGGUCAUCAAGUGGAGGUGCGUUCAGGUGGAGACGUCACAGGCGUGGGCACCAUCCAUGGCAAUGUGGACAUCAGCGCCUCAGGAGGCAGUGUGGUACAUGUCAAGAAGCUGCAGGGCACCACAAUGAAACUCUCCACCGAACUCGGCGAUCUGAAGGUCAAGGCCAUCUAUGCCGAGUCUAGCUGCAUCUCCUCCUGCAAGGGGAAAAUGGAACUGGGACAUUUACACGGUGACGCCACAGUGAAGAACACAACAGGCGAUACACACAUUGAUGGUUCAAAUGGGUCCUUGAAGGUUUCCUCUCAGAGUGGAGACAUUGAUGUGUACGUGGGAGAUGGAGGAAGCGCUGAGAUGCUCAGCCAGGAAGGAGCGGUGUGCAUACGUGUCCCGUCCUCACUGAGAGCAGAGGUGGAUCUCUGUGGAGCAUCGGUGGACGUAAGCCAUGAUGUAACGCUGCACCAGUUGCAGAAGAACACGACUGAAAGCCAAACCAGAGUUACUGGCUACAUGAACACUGAUUGUCCGGUGGAGCAGCGGCUUAAAGUGACGACAGAAAGAGGCUCAGUCAGCCUGAGGACGCAAAGCUGGUUCGAGUCCCUGAAGCUGAGAGGCUAGUAAGCUCACACAGAGACCGGUCGUUUCUUGCACCUCAAGCACUGGAUGGAACAUCGGCCCUUAUUCCGUAUUAUCUGCUAUGUGACGCACACUCAAUACCAGUGAAUGACUGAAUAGCUGAAAGCAAUAAAUGACCAAUAAUUACACCUGUGUGCUAUCAAAUUUGCAUUUAAUGAAAUGGUACUGUUUAUACUUUUUAGGCAUUAAUUACAAAAAUGAGAGUGAUUAUUUUUACACUUAAACAUGAAAAUUACAUUACAUUGCAUAGUCAUCAUUGCACAUUUGUCAAGAGUCGAUAUAUAAAGCCUUUUUUUUUUCUUUUGCCAAAAUUCUUUUCCAACCCCCCCCCCCAAAAAAGUUCAAUAACAUUAAAAAUAAACAUAAAUACUUAAAUCAUUGAGCUGAUAUUUGGUUAAUCUUGCAUUUAAUUCGUAAAUAAUGCAUGUAUUAAUCAAAAUCCAGCAACAACAUAGUGGUUAUCUCUGAAGGUGUUAAUCCAUGUUUAGGAUUUUUUGGGGUGACGAGUGCCAUUCUGUGAUUGUCAAGGACUGUUAUGAUUGAUUGAAAUUAUUUUGCAUCUUGUUCUUCUGCACCUUUUCAUCGAAGCCAUAGGUUGGUCUCAUUAUUGCUGUACUCCCAAUGCUGCACAUACGGCUGCAACCUCAUGGCGGCUGCCCUGACAAGACACACACACACACGCACACACGACCAUCAACACUGUAGGAUGAUGCACUAUACAGUAAUCCCUCAAUUGUCACGGUUAAUUGGUUCUAGACCUGACUGUGAUAAGUCCAUUUCUGCAAAGUAUGAAUAUUUUAGUAGUUAGAGCAUACAAAACCUGUUUACGACUUUCUAAAUGUGGUUUUUAACAUUAUUAGAGCCCUCUAGACAUGAAAUAACACCUAUAUCACACCCAUAGUCAGAUUUACAUUCAUAUUACCCAUUACAGAUAUAAUCAGAGAAACGAAUCCAUUUAAGACAUAAAUAAAACUCGUGAUCAUGUGUGUCGCAGUGAAUGUGUUCUGGAUGUAUGGAGGACAGGUGACGUUCGGGUUUGAGUUUUAGCUUGUUGUGGGUUAUGGCUGCAACAAUAGCCCGUGUUAUGACCAAUGUAGAAUACUACAUUUACAAAUUGAAUGCGUCUUCUUUAUAGCUUAUUUGUAUCUCAGUUAAUUUAGCCAUUUCUAUGUUUAAAAAUGCUUAAUUUAGGCAAAAAAUAUGUACAACUUGACUCAAUAUGCUUUUUUUUUUAACUAAUAGACCUUAUUCAACAAAGAAACAGCAUGAUUUAUUAAUUCAUAUAUGUUUGAAGGACUGAUAGAAAUUCGAACCGCGGUGUGGCGAGAGAGAACUGUAUUUAAGAUGUUUUUCUUUACUCUGAGAUGCUGUUGCAGUCGUUCAUAAUGAUGGACGAGAGCGGUGGGCAGAGCCUCUCGAUGUAUUUGAUGGCACGAUCAGUGAAGACACAGCCGCUGACGUCGAGCUCUCGCAGGUAUUGGGUGCCGCUUGAAAGGCACUGAACUGCCAUGUCGGUCAUCUGAGGGUAGAAGGAAACAAACUACUCUACGUCUUGUAUUGGAACUAAUUAUUCGUUAGUGUACCAGUGAGAGUGCGUCUACCUUUGGACAGCCUCCCAUCCUCAGUGUGAAUAGACCUCUGCAGUAAAAUGAGAAGGCUCUGAUGGCUUGGUCAGACAGAUCCAAACACCCGGACACAUCGACAUAUUCCAGCUCUGUCACAUACUUGCAUAGAUUCUGCUCAAAUUGAACGAAAUGCUACACGAAUGAAUGAAUGGAUGAAUGAUGGCGAGAGAGAGAGACAGGCUGCAGGUUUGUACCUCAAUACCAACAUCUGUGAUGUUGAUACAUUGGGCGAUAAUCAACUUUUUCAAGGGAACCUCCUCAAGAGCAGCCAAACCCUAAAGAUUGAAUACAAAUAUGUUUAAGGAGACAUACUGUGCUAUUUUUUUCACAGAUUAAAACAGUUAUUAGGUGUUUUAAUAACAUGUCUGUUACAUGCUUCAGUGAAGGGAUGAAGAAUUAGAGCACACUUUAUAAAACCCUCUAUAAACAGCCCUGUUCAAAGCAGACAGUUUUUAUGUAAAUUUAAAAAAUGUAUUCCAUCUGAUCGUCUUGCCGAAAGACACUUUUUCUGACAUAAGCCACUUGGCAUGGGCCAGUAACCGGUUUCAAGGUAUACCACGGUAUGAAAAAGUCAAAAACCAUUAAAAUCGUCCGUCAUACUUUCCUAUGGUAUGAGAGAAAGUGGAGAUCCAGCACGGCCACUACGUGUGCUUCGUCACAUCCUGUGUUAUUCCUCACAGUCAAAACCGGGGUUUGAUGUAUUGAAAGCACAGGCGUUUGCUGUCAGGCAAAAGUCGGGCAUAGAUAGCACCGGUGUCAGCUGACUUGUUAGCAUUGAGCGGUGCCAGUACGGCCGCACUGUUCAACAUAGUACUCAUGUCGAGAGUCACCAAAUGCGGAGAUGUGAUUCAGAAUGAGGCAGGAGUGGAGGAUAAGUGGUAUAAAACGUUUACUCUCCACUGAACAGCCAGCAAUAACCACUUAACAAUGUCUCAGUUGCUAAGAACAAUCACAUGACCUGGAAAUAGAAGUUUGUGCAAAAGUGACCUGCACAUUCACGUCUAUGAAAUAAUAACAUAACAUUACAAGCUAUCUUAAGAGUGAUUUAUGUUCUUCUUGAGACACUUGAUUGCAUUUUCAUUUUGCCUUUUAUUUAUUUUUUUUUAAAGGUUGUUUUAACUUUUUAGCUGAGUGAGUAUAUAUUUAUUACAUGUAGAUUUUAGAAAAACUGUUUUUAUUGAUGUUCAUUGAUUGAAUUAUUAACUGAGCGCCUUAAUAUAAGUACAGUAUAAAUAUAACUGUUUUAUGAUUAUGAUUGAGUUAGUGAUUACAAGUAGUUUAUAGAAAUAAUGCUUUAUGAAAUGAUUAACUGAGUAGAUGAACAACUAUUUAAGUAUGUCAAAGGUCAAACAGAGAGAGUGCGAUCUCACACAUGGUGUACAUUCAGCGGAAGCCAGCCGGGACCAGCAGCCAGAUAUGGGAACAAAAACAAGCCAAUAGGCCUUGAGACAGCGGGGAGAAGUACGUGCUGUUUGUGCAAGAAAAGUGUCAAGUCAGCGAAAGCUCCAACUAUCACCUGCUGGCGUCACACAACUUCGUCAAAGAAUCCGGGAGACACUGGCGCCAAUGGUCUGAGGAAGACAAUUAUAAAAAGGCAGAGGGGACUAGCGAUUGGGGCGGCUCUCGCUCCUUCUGGUCAGGAAGCCACAGGAGGACAU